AUGGAUUUACAUGUACUUUGCUUAGAUUAUAGAGGAUUUGGUGAUUCACCUGGCUAUCCAAAUGAAGCCGGAUUAAUUGCUGAUUCUGUAAUUUUAUUUAAUUAUACGAAAAAUUUAGCAGGCAAAAAUUCUAUUUUCAUAUGGGGACAUUCAAUGGGAAGUGG
Loa loa (African eye worm) is the source of this 164-nucleotide messenger RNA. RefSeq lists its product as hypothetical. Lineage: Eukaryota; Metazoa; Nematoda; Chromadorea; Rhabditida; Onchocercidae. Gene Ontology annotation, biological process: monoacylglycerol catabolic process; phosphatidylserine catabolic process. The transcript has 2 exons. The annotation marks the transcript as partial. Gene Ontology annotation, cellular component: endoplasmic reticulum membrane. The record is from RefSeq and is a predicted model, not a curated record. Gene Ontology annotation, molecular function: monoacylglycerol lipase activity; phosphatidylcholine lysophospholipase A1 activity.